This is a messenger RNA of Anthonomus grandis grandis, 862 nucleotides long. Its product is annotated as uridine 5'-monophosphate synthase-like. The record is from RefSeq and is a predicted model, not a curated record. The transcript is spliced from 3 exons. Gene Ontology annotation, biological process: UMP biosynthetic process; pyrimidine nucleobase biosynthetic process. Gene Ontology annotation, molecular function: orotate phosphoribosyltransferase activity; orotidine-5'-phosphate decarboxylase activity. Bases 154 to 789 code for a protein of 211 amino acids. NCBI's taxonomy places the organism in Eukaryota, Metazoa, Arthropoda, Insecta, Coleoptera, Curculionidae.
AUAUUAUUAAUCUCUAGACAGAUACGCAGUUCUGACAUAACCUUAAUAGUAUACGAGAUAAACUAUUCGAAUACGGUAGUGUAGCCUAGUUCCAAAUUUAAACAUCACACAAUCGAUUUUUCUAUUAUCCUGAGUAUCGUUUAAAGUAAAAUUAUGCCUGAAUCACCCGUAGACGUAAGAGAUAUUUCGACGAGGUUAUUUAAGGCUAAUGCGAUAAAAUUUGGUGAUUUCGUCGUGGGCACGGGGGCAACGACACCGGUUUAUUUUGAUUUUAGGGUUAUAGUUAGUUACCCUGAUUUAAUGAGAGACCUUUCAAUUGUUAUAGGCAUCAAAAUCAAUCAGAUAAUCAAGCAAGGGCCAAGGAAAACCGUAAUAUGUGGGAUACCAUACAGUGCGGUACCAAUAACAGCACUGGUAUCCCAACACACAGACUUACCCAUGGUAAUGAAGAGAAAAGAGGUAAAGGAAUAUGGAACAAAACAACUCGUUGAAGGAGUAUGGAAUAAAGGAGACACAUGCAUUUUAGUUGAUGACGUUAUAAUGUUUGGCGAUAGCAUCAUUGAAACUGUAGAGGAACUUAGGGAAACUGGGUUCGAAUGUACAGAUGUGGUAGUAGUUUGUGACCGAGAGCAGGGAGCAAUAGCAAAGGUAGCCGCUAAGGGUAUCAGAGUACACGCCCUUCUUACCUUGACAGAGAUAAUGGAGCACCUCUUUGACGAGGAAUACAUUACACAAGAAACUUUUGAUAUGGUUCGAAAAUAUUUGGCUGCGAAUCAAGUGGCGCGAUAAUUAAAAGCAACCACUUAUGUUUUUAUUUUUUAUCUUAUAAGUUUACAGUAUUAAUAAAUAUUUUAUUUAUUAA